Mesocestoides corti is the source of this 1122-nucleotide messenger RNA. The record is from the annotation of a GenBank genome assembly. NCBI's taxonomy places the organism in Eukaryota, Metazoa, Platyhelminthes, Cestoda, Cyclophyllidea, Mesocestoididae.
UUGCAGACAAUUGAAUUUAUUUGUUCACUUGCACUCACUUGCAUUUGUUGUAGAAAGCCCCUAGACACGAACAGUUGUAUAAAGAACGAGGACAACAUUUGGCCUGACGUUGUUGACGUGAGCCCCACACCAACCAAUCUUAAUUUUAAACAAACUGCCUUUAUCCGCGAGAAUCAUGGAAAGUCCAUUUUUGGUGUAGCUUUCAAUUCAGACAAUCGCAGCCGCCCCACGGAUCCCCUUCUUUUUGCCACUGUCGGAGGCAAUCAUGUAACAAUUUAUCAGUGCAAGAACCUUUCGAUGCCAGCGGAAGGCUCUAUCGAGGGACCCCCGGUUAUAUUGCUUCAGUCGUUUGCCGACCCGGCAGGCGAUGAUGAGGACUUUUACUGCUGUGCGUGGUCUCGCAAUCUGGACAGCCUAUCGACCAGCGACGUGUGUUCUGACAGCGCGUCAAGUCAACAACAGAUUCUCGCCGUCUCGGGCAAGAGGGGCAUCAUCAGGCUGCUUUGUCCAUCCCUCGCCAGCUGCCUGGCCAGCCUCGUCGGACACGGACAGUCUGUGAAUGAGCUCAAGCCCUACCCCACGCUGCUUCAACACUUUCCCGAGUUCAGCAGUCGCGACGCCCACGGGAACUACGUGGAUUGUGCACGUUGGUUCGGUUCCCUCGUGAUAUCCAAGUCAUGCGAGAACGCAGUGGUGGUGUGGAAGCCGGGACCUCUUGAUGCCGGACUAACCCUGCCCCCUCGACUCACGGCGAUUGACAAGCGGGCUCGGGGUGACAUGACUGGAGUGCCACAGGAGACGAGGUGCAGCGUGUUACACCAACUGCGUCUGCCCGAUUGCCAGUUGUGGUACAUUAGGUUCGACCUCGACUUGGCCCAUCGCCUCCUGGCCCUGGGAACGGGCGUGGGGCUGCCUCGCAUCUUUCUGUGGGAUCUUUCACAGCUCGAAAGUGCAUUCAAUUUGACUCCUAAGAUCUUGCAAGUGUCGGCCACAGGACUGGGUGGAGUAAACAACUUCGGAGCCAUUCGACAAACACGGUUCGCGAACGAUGGACGAACUCUCAUUGCUGUUGGCGACGGUGGCCUCGUUGUGAGGUUUGACAAGGUCGAAACAGAUGAAUGA